Acanthosepion pharaonis is the source of this 1158-nucleotide messenger RNA. NCBI's taxonomy places the organism in Eukaryota, Metazoa, Mollusca, Cephalopoda, Sepiida, Sepiidae. The record is from the annotation of a GenBank genome assembly.
AUGUCUAGAAAUACGCCCUUGUGUCUGUCCCAAUGCUCGUGGGACGAAGAUAUUUUCUGCUUAAUAUUUUCGUUAACACCCAAAUUCACAGUUAUUUUCCUUUCGUUGAUUAAUCUUUCUUUCUUUCUGUCUUUCAUUCUUUCUUUCUUCCUUUCUUUCUUCCUUCUUUCCUUCACCCGAUUAAAUGUUUUUUUCAGUUAUUUUCCCCACGUUUAUUACUCUUUCUGUCUUCGAUUAAAUGUCUUUUUCCAAAUUUUCCCCUCGUUCUAUAUUCAUUUUUUCUUUUUUUUUCUUUCUUUCUUUGUUUUUUUUUUUUUCUUUCUUUCUUUCUUUCUUUCUUUGAUUAAAUGUUUUUUCACUUUUUUCCUAUUCGUUCUUUAUUCAUUUUUCUUUCUUUCUAUCUUUCUUUAUUUCUUUAUUUCUUUAUUUAUAUAUAUAUUGUUUUUUUUUUAUUUAUUCUCCUCCCGUUCAUUACUCUUUCUUUCUUCGAUUAAAUGUAUUUUUUCCAGUUUUCCUCUCGUUCUUUAUUCAUUUUUCUUUCUUUCCUUCUUUCUUUCUUUCUUUCUUUCUUUGAUUAAAUGUCUUUUUUCACUGUUUCCUCAACGUUUUUUUAUUCAUUUUUCUUUCUUUCUUUCUUUCUUUAUUUAUUUAUUUAUGCCAAUUACUUUCUUUUUUCAGUUAUCUUCCCUUGGUUCAUUAAUCUUUGUUCUUUCCUUCCUUCGAUUAAAUGUUUUUAAGUUAUUUCUUCGAUUAAAUGUCUUUUUCCUAGUUUUCCUCCUCGUCUUUCUUCCUUUCUUGCUUUCUGUCUUUCUUACUUUCUUUCUUUCUUUGAUUAAAUAUGUUUUUCACUGUUUUACUCUUCGUUCUAUAUUCAUUUUUCUUUCUUUCAUUCGUUCUUUCUUCAUGCUUCAUUCUUCGAGUACCUUCUUUUUUUUCCUUCACUUUUUUCCCUCGUUUCUCAGUUUCUCCUUGCUUUCUUUCUUCCUUUUUUUCUUUGUGCUUUUGUGGCUCUUUCUGCUUUCAUGGCUUUUCCCCCUUUCUUACUUUCUUCGAAUUAUUUUCAUUCUUUCUUUCACAUCUUUCUUUUCCUCUCGUACGUCACCCUUAAUUUCUUUCUUUCUUUAUUUCAAUUAUAUAUUAAUUUUAACUUAUUUCUGA